AUGGAGAGUUCAGCCGGCGACACAUGGCCAAUUCAAAAGCGUUUUAUACCUGCAUUUCUGGGACGACUGUUUCUAGUUGUUUACGCUAAGUUGCACGAUUACUUGUUCCACGUAAGUAAAAAACACUUAAAAAACAUUUGUGGUUUAGGUUCGGUUCACAGAUAUAGAUUAUGUGGUGUUUACUGAUGCUGCAAGGCACGUCUACAAUGGGGAGUCACCAUUCGCUAGGGACACCUAUAGAUAUUCUCCAUUCUUGGCGUGGAUCUUGGUUCCAAACUUGUUCUUUUGGGAUUUUGGUAAGUUUUUGUGGUAUGAUUAAGAUUUCAAAGCAUCGUUUGAUUGGGUUAAUAUUCCAUUUAAUUCAAUUAUUUAAAUUGUUUUAAUUUCCAAAAUUUUAAAUUAAUUUUGUAAAAUAAGCUAAAAUUAUAGGAAAAAUACUGUUUUGCAUAACUGAUGUCUUGGCUGGAUGGCUGAUUUACGAAAUAGGAAAAGAUACUCAGCCAACUGUUCUAAUUGGUGCUCUCAGUGCAUGUUGGUUGUUUAACCCGUUCACCGCUAUUAUAUCAGCUCGCGGUAAUGCUGAUGUUGUAGUUUGCACCGCGGUUUUGUCGGUACUGUUAUUGCUCAAGAAAAAGCAGGUAGGUAUAAAUAUAAUAAUGUUUAUAUUGCACGUUUUUAAUAAAAAUAGAGAUGAAGUAUUAUAUUGUAAUUUUAGUGGUUACUGGCUGCGUUGGUGCACGGUGUUGUGGCGAUUCAUUUGAAGAUAUAUCCGGUCAUUUAUCUUCCAUCUGUGUUUUUGUAUCUUGCCAACCUGAAUAGAUCAGAAUCGUGGUGUACAUGGAUCAGAAAGAGUAUUUGCAAUUGGAAGGGAUUCACUUAUGUCUUUGUAAGUUUAUAUCCUCAAAUUAAUUCUUUUGGUUCCAUGUCAAGGACUUUGUUUAAUUUUUUUCAGAGUAGCAUUCUCGGUUUUUUGGCACUUCUGGGUAUUGGGUUUAUGCUAUAUGGAGAGACUUUCUUGGAAGAAUACCUGUUUUAUCACGUUCAUCGAAAAGACAUCAAACACAACUUCUCACCGUACUUCUUGCCAUUAUAUCUGGCUAAAGAUGAUGAGUUUUGGUCAAAAGUCAUCGGAUUUGGAGCUUUUGUUCCUCAAGUCUUCUGCAUAGUGUUGUUUAGUGUCAGGUAUGUUUUUCGAAAGUUACAGUUGUUUGUGAAAUACGUUUUACGGUAAAAACAUAUUUUAUAUAUAUACUGGUGCUGUUUUUAGGUAUUAUAAUGAUUUACCGAUGGCUUGGUAUUUGACAACAUAUACUUUUGUGUCCUUCAAUAAAGUUUGUACUUCGCAGUACUUUAUCUGGUACAUAUGCUUCUUGCCUCUUGUGGCUGCACGGAUUAACGUAUGUUUUUAAGAAUUAGUACUAAUUUUUAAAUUUAAAUAUUUCAAAAACAUUAACAUUAAUGUUUUAGUUAUGUUCAUCUCAAGUUCUGGCGCUCAUUGCUCUGUGGUUCAUCGGUCAAGGUAUCUGGUUGUUACCUGCUUACUUCCUCGAGUUCAAGGGAAUUCCAUGCUUUGAACUGAUCUGGCUGGCCUCACUUGUAUUCCUUGCUAUUAACGUUUAUAUUAUCAGCAAGAUCUCGGUCAAUUACGUGUCUACUGAACGAUCUCACAGUAAAGUCGAGUAACGCUCGACUUGUUAUUGUAUUUAUUAGCUCAAUAAAUUAUUUUAUUUUAAACAUAUUGUUUCAGUUAGUGGUUUGUAUCCGUUUACAUGUUUUUACAAUUGUAAUAACAAGUUUCUGUAAGUAUGAUUUUGUAUAAACUUAAAUUGAAACGUAUAGUAAUAUAUUAUGUUGUAGAUGGUGUUGUAUUUGAUUGGUCUUGGACUCGGAUCAGAAGAUGAUAUUACUGUCAAGGGAUUGAGAGUGAUAAAGGCUUGUUCCAAAGUUUAUUUGGAGAGCUACACGAGUAUAUUGUCGUAUGGUUAUGGAGUAGAUAAGGCCAAGUUGGAAGAGUUUUAUGGCCGAGAACUUCUGGAAGCUGAUAGAGAGUUUGUAGAGCAAGGCUGUGGUAGGUGUUUAUGGAUUAUGAAAAGUAUCUUAUUAUUUUUUGGUUUAAAAGUUGUUUUUAGAUGAUAUGAUUAAUGAAAGUAAAGAGAGUGAUGUCGCUCUACUGGUAGUAGGUGAUCCUUUUGGAGCUACCACUCAUGCCGAUCUUGUCAUACGUGCAAAAGAACAAGGUGUCAAAGUAGAGGUGAUACACAAUACUUCUAUUUUGAACGCCGUGGGUUGCUCGGGAUUACAGGUAAUCUUUAUUUAUUGAGUAGAAAUGUUUAAUAGACAUUUAUAUGAAGCUAAAGGCAAAAAACUAGUUUAGUUGUACGCUUUUGGAGAAGUUGUGUCAAUUGUAAUGUGGACAGAUACUUGGAAGCCCGAAAGUUUCUACGAUAAGAUUGCACAGAACAGAGAACGAGGACUUCACACUUUGUGCUUGCUGGAUAUCAAAGUGAAGGAGCAGACGGUGGAGAACAUGAUAAAGUGAGAUUUACAUACAUAUUAGGUCAUUUUUCGUUAUUUUACAUUUAAUUUUAUAAUUUGUAUAGUUUUACAAUUUAUUCCGGUAUUGUUGUAGAAGAAACAAAAAGUUUGAGCCACCACGGUUUCUAACUUGUUCUCAAGCUGCAGGACAGCUGCUGGAGAUUCUCAAGAACCGAAGAGAUUCUGGAAAGGAAUUGGGUAUGUUUGGAAUUCUUAUUAUCUUUUAUUUACAGCAUUUGACGAGAAAACUACUGUAGUUGGUAUGGCCCGAGUUGGAUGGCCUGAUCAACUGAUCAAAGCACUACCUUUGCAAGAGAUGGCACAUUUUGACAUGGGAUCUCCUCUUCAUUCUCUGACUGUACCUGGGAAUCUUCAUCCCUUGGAGAGUCGGAUGCUGGAACUCUUCUGA
Molecule: messenger RNA, 2944 nt
Organism: Bursaphelenchus okinawaensis
Lineage: Eukaryota; Metazoa; Nematoda; Chromadorea; Rhabditida; Aphelenchoididae
Source: the annotation of a GenBank genome assembly